This is a messenger RNA of Rotaria sordida, 549 nucleotides long. NCBI's taxonomy places the organism in Eukaryota, Metazoa, Rotifera, Eurotatoria, Philodinida, Philodinidae. The record is from the annotation of a GenBank genome assembly.
AUGAAUGCAACUGGUGAUACAACAAAACCUAUUGUACCAAGAUCAUUUAUAUUUGCGAUAAAUGUUCAAACAAAAUUAUAUUCAAUAUCAAUUGCACGAUUAUUCGGAAAAAUUCAACCUGAACGUUGUUCAAUUAAGUAUCAACACGGUGGUUGUUGGAUUACAUUAAUUAAAUUAGGCUCAAUGCCUUGGAUGAAUAGAGUUUGUGACGAUCUUAGCCCUGGAUUGGAUAUUCAAGAAGAUGAUAAUCAAAGUCCACCAACAUCAGCUCCUCCUGAAGAAGCACUAUUAAAAGAUACUGAUAUACCACUACCAUUCAAUUUAGUUCCUCUUGCUUCUUAUUCAUCGUCCCAAUCAACAACAAAAAAGAGGCCAGCACCGCCACCACCAUUCAAUGUAAUUUCUAUUGCUUCUUCUGCAUCUUCUCAGCAAAAAACAAAAAAGGGACCAGCUCCGCUUCCACCGGUCAAUUUAGUUCCUCUUGCUCUUUCUCCAUCGUCUCAACCAAAAACAAAAAAGAGGCCAGCGCCGCUCCCACCAACUAAUUAA